GGCGCGCGCAUGCUAUCUGCCUCCCUAUCUCCCUCCCUCCCUAUCUAUCUAUCCAUCUGUCUAUCUGUAUUGGUAAUAACUCCCUCCGUCCCAAUAACCAGAAACAGGAAGCUUCGUUACCAAUUCCCUUCUUCAUCGCCGUAAAUCCAUGCAAGGGUUCCGCAUCAAUUUAUCACAUUCUUGUUCACCCCGCCUAUCAAUUAAAGGAGUGAAAUAAAGCAAGUCCCAAAUGUUUCAGCGACUGCUUCCAACUAGAGGCCCUUCCAUUAUGCUUCCCGAAAACUUUCCAUCUCCAAACGCGAUCCCUCCACGAACUUCCUCCAACGGUCAAAAUAAUCUCAAUCAGCCAGCUUCGAAAUCAGUCCUGCGCCCCGUACCCGAAGGCGAUUGGAUCAGUCAGAGAAAUAGCAUGCAUACCGCUCAGUCUUCUCAAUCUUCGGGAGCCAUGAAUCCUGCAAUCCAAGGAGGUUCGGCUCCAGAUCCAAAUAAAUACUCCAAGAAUGACAUGGCGUUCCAUGGAAGGAGUUCCUGGGCUCCGGAGAAGGAAAAGAUCUUGUUCGGACCAUACGAUUAUUUGGAGGCACAUCCAGGAAAGGACAUUAGAAAACAAUUGAUCGCCGCAUUCAAUGAAUGGUUGGAGGUACCAGCGGAGAGUCUCAAGGUCAUUACCAAAGUCGUGGGCAUGUUGCACACAGCCUCACUACUCGUCGACGAUGUGGAAGAUUCAUCAUUAUUGCGACGCGGAUUACCGGUCGCGCAUAGCAUUUUUGGCACGGCGCAAACGAUCAAUUCUGCAAAUUAUGUAUACUUUUGCGCAUUGCAAGAACUCCAGAAACUCAACAAUCCACAAGCGAUUACGAUUUACACAGAGGAGCUAUUGAAUCUUCAUCGCGGUCAGGGCAUGGAUUUGUUUUGGAGAGAUACGUUAACUUGUCCUACCGAAGACGAUUAUUUGGAAAUGGUGGGCAACAAAACCGGUGGGCUCUUCAGACUCGCUGUCAAGCUCAUGCAAGCUGAGAGUCAAACCUCAGGGGAUUGUGUUCCACUAGUCAACCUCAUCGGCAUCAUUUUCCAAAUCCGCGACGAUUAUCAAAAUCUCUCGUCGCCCGAGUAUUCGCAAAAUAAGGGGCUCUGUGAGGAUUUGACAGAAGGCAAAUUCUCAUUCCCCAUUAUCCAUUCCAUUCGCGCGGCCCCCGAUAAUCUCGUGCUGCUCAAUAUCUUGAAACAGAAAACAGAUGAUGAGCAAGUCAAGAAGUAUGCAGUGGCGUAUAUGGAACAAACCGGAAGUUUCGAAUAUUGUCGAAAGGUUCUCGUUACCUUGGGCGAGAGAGUUAAGAAGUUGAUCGAGGAGCUAGAUGAUGGCGGAAACAAGGGCAAAGGAGUGAUGAAAAUCUUGGAUAAAAUGGCUAUCUAAUCCUAUGGAAGUCGCAAGGCAGGAGAAAUGUCAAAGAUUGAUCAGAGAACUGAAUCACAAUUUGAUGGAGGUAUUUUGAUAUAUGAACACAUGGGUAGCAUGUUGGCGUAUUCGGGCAUGGCAAUAUCAUCUUCGGAGCAUGGUUUUCAGCUCGGCGAUUUUUUUUUUUUUCAAGUCGACUUAUAUGAUAUCAAAUCAGGUUUAGGAAUAUUUUCUUCUUUUUUU
This is a messenger RNA of Botrytis cinerea B05.10, 1639 nucleotides long. RefSeq lists its product as hypothetical. The coding region runs from base 269 to 1414 and encodes 381 amino acids. The record is from RefSeq and is a predicted model, not a curated record. The transcript is spliced from 2 exons. Lineage: Eukaryota; Fungi; Ascomycota; Leotiomycetes; Helotiales; Sclerotiniaceae. Gene Ontology annotation, biological process: isoprenoid biosynthetic process. Gene Ontology annotation, molecular function: prenyltransferase activity.